GUGACGGGACGAUGGAGAGCGGCGGCGGCGGGGCCGCGGCAGCGCCCGAUGCGGGGCCGGCGCCUGGGCCCGGGCCAGGGGGCGAGCCGGCGCUUGAGGCCGGGCUGACUCUGGGGGCGGCGACGGCGGGGGCCCCCCUCGGCUACCUGCACGUCCUGUGGCAGCGGGAGGAGCCCGCGGGCAAGAUCCCGACGCGCCGCCUGCGCAGGGCCGCCCGGCUGCACCGCCGGCUGGCGCCGACGGGCAAGGAGAGCCACGCUCUGAAAAGGCUGCGUGAAGCUGCCAAUAGCAACGACUUGGACACAGUGCAGCAACUCUUGGAGGAUGGAACUGACCCUUGUGCCGCGGAUGACAAAGGCCGGACAGCCCUGCACUUUGCCUCCUGCAAUGGCAAUGAUCACAUUGUGCAACUGCUUCUGGACCAUGGGGCUGACCCAAACCAGAGGGAUGGGCUGGGAAACACUCCCUUGCACUUGGCUGCCUGCACGAACCAUGUACCUGUCAUCACCACGCUGCUGCGCGGAGGGGCCAGAGUGGAUGCCCUGGAUCGGGCUGGCAGAACCCCGCUGCACCUCGCAAAGUCGAAGCUGAACAUCCUGCAGGAAGGGCUCUCCCACAGCCUGGAGGCCGUACGCCUUGAAGUGAAACAGAUUAUCCAGAUGUUGCGGGAGUACUUGGACCGUCUGGGGAGACACGAGCAAAAGGAGCAGCUGGAUGACCUCUGCUCCAGGUUGCAGAUGACUAGCACAAAGGAGCAGGUGGAUGAGGUUACAGACCUCCUGGCCAGCUUCACAUCCCUCAGCCUGCAGAUGCAGAAGAUGGAGAAAAGGUAACGGGCAUCCAAAUCAUCUUCUUGAUGCCUUAGAGAGAAAAAGAAUGAAGCUGAAGCUUGCUUCCCAGAUUGCUGAAUAAACAUUGCUGCCAGCGGCCGUUCCUGCCAGAUCCACUCUCUGGUGGUGCUCAGACUGUUCCUGCUGGUGCAGCUCACGGGGAGGCAGCAGGCUUUGGACUACAGAGGCAACAACAGAGUACUACAGCUCAGGCCUUUAGGGUUAAAAAUAAAAAAAAGGCUGCUCUUCUUUUUAUGAGACAAGCUGGCUCUGAAUAGGAUACCCCUUCCAGAGAGAUUUCUCCUCCUCCUCCUAAGCGCUUCAGCUCCAUGCAAGUGGUGGUUGACUCUGAGUGCAGUCACCAGCCCUGACUAGUGCACUCAGCAGCUGGCCAGCAUCACAGAGAGCGAGCCUUGGGACAGGCACCUUUCACCACCUCUGCAGAACUCCGUGGCAUGGGGGAGAAGGUGGAUGCCCCAGACAACAGAAGGCUUUGUGCCUUGAGAAGAAGGCAUACUUGAUUCUGUUUGCUGGCAGUUGAGCAAAUAUUCAGCCUUGAGGAACACAUGCUGAGGCUUAAUCCUAACCUUCCCCAGAGCCUGUGGGCAGAGGGCAGAGGAUCUGACUGGUUGCAAAUGAGAUACAAAGCUUUUUAAUCACUAGACUCGCAGCUUUCCCUGGUCCUGGGUUUUAAGUCACUGCUGCAAGUUAGUGCUUAAAUACUUACAGUGAAAAACAUACCUAGGUAGACAAGUAGCAGGUCAGGGCUGCCCUGUUGCAAGAAUAAGGUUAGGGGGUAACAUAAUCCUAGCAGUUCUAGACAGGCAGCUACAGCUUGAAAAAAGAGAAACAACCAACCCACCACAACUGACUUCUGUGUUUCCCAGUCUCGGGUUAGAGGUCCAGUUGCAACGAGAGGUGGUGUGUUGUCAGCUGUGUUACUAGGCUGGGAUGGAGUUGGAUUCACAGCUGCCUCAGCAACGCCAAACCCAGAGCUGUCCCAUACUGUGUUUCUUGCGUGUGGUGGAGAGGUGCUGCUCUGGGACCUGAAGCGCAGCGUGAGGAGCCAGUUCUGACCUCUGCUGGGAGCCUGGAGUGAUGCAGCCAAGAAGGAUCCAGGGAAUUGCCUUUGCUUAUCUCUUGCUUCUGCCCCACUGCGGUUAAUAAGGAAGAUGCAGCCAGCUUUGUUUUGAAGCAGGGAUCCACAGAUCUUGUUGGUAAGGUGCAGGUAGCAGCACGGUGACAAGAACAUGACCAAUGGCAAUCUGAGUUCCCAUCUGUGUCCAACAGCUGGUUGACACGGUGUGUUGAAGGUGAUACCCACCCCCCAGCUUGGGAAUGGCUGGUUUGGAAGUGUUCUUUUCUUAGGAUUCUGCUUAACCAGGCAACAGCCAAGUCUGGGGUAUUCUGCAGCAACCUUCAUGUCAGCAUGGUCUCUAAUAUCUGACCUCAUGUCCAGGAAGAGGCGAAGUGGACCUUUAUCUUCAAAGCUGAGAUGCCACAAGUAACAUUUGGCUUUUAGAUGGGUUCAGCCGUGGGGUGCUGGAGGCCAUGACUGGGCCUGCUUGGUUAGCUUAUGCUGGAUGGGAGGGACAGCAAAGGGAUGGGAGACAAUCUGACCUUUUUCUAGUUUGAACUUCAAUAAAAUCCUGUCAGCCUUUUCAGACUCCC
This is a messenger RNA of Colius striatus (speckled mousebird), 2501 nucleotides long. RefSeq names its product ankyrin repeat domain 54 (gene ANKRD54). Gene Ontology annotation, molecular function: protein binding. Bases 12 to 833 code for a protein of 273 amino acids. The record is from RefSeq and is a predicted model, not a curated record. NCBI's taxonomy places the organism in Eukaryota, Metazoa, Chordata, Aves, Coliiformes, Coliidae. The transcript has 8 exons.